AUGGCCACAAAAAUGCGAGCCGUAGACAUCACAAACAAAACCGGCCCCGCAACCUCCCUCCACAUUGCCUCGAUCCCCAAGCCGACAGCCAGUCGGGGCGAAGCGAUCGUGAAGAUCAAAGCCUUCGGCCUCAACCGCAUGGACCUGCUACAGCGCGAGGGCAAGUACCCGCUGCCGCCGCAGGCGGGGCCCAUCCUCGGCGUCGAGUUCAGCGGCACGGUGGAGAGCCUGGCUGAGGGCUGCAAGGACGGCUUCAAGGUUGGGGACGAGGUGUUUGGCCUGGCGUAUGGGGGCGCGUAUGCGGAGUUCAUCGCUGUGAAUACGCAUAUGCUGCUGCAUAAGCCGGUGCAUUUGAGUUGGGAGAAGGCGGCAGGGGUCCCAGAGACGUGGAUCACAGCCACCCAAGCGAUGUAUCUGGUCGGCGAAUUCACAAAGGGCAAAUCAAUCCUCUGGCAUGCUGGCGCUUCCUCUGUCUCCAUCGCCGGGAUUCAGCUCUCCAAGGUCGGCGGCGCGUCCGCCAUCUACGUAACGGCCGGCUCGCAAGACAAAAUCGAUUUCUGCGUCAAGGAGCUCGGCGCUACAGCUGGCUUUAACUACAAGACGGAAAACUGGUCUGAGGAGAUCUUGAAGGCGACAGACGGCAAGGGGGUGGAUGUCGUGAUUGACUUUGUGGGCCAGAAUUACUUCCAGGGAAACUUGGAUGUCACGGCCAAAGAUGCACAUAUUGUGCACCUGGGGGCGAUGAGUGGGACGAAGUUGCCAGCGGGCGUGGACAUUGGAGCCUUUAUCAGGAAGAGGAUCAGAUUUGAAGGCAGCAGUCUGAGGAGCCGGGAUGCUGAGUACCAGGGCAAGCUGAGGGAUAAACUGGAAGAGUACAUGUCCAAGUUCGAAGACGGUACCUUCAAGAUCUUCAUCGACAGAGUCUUCCCCUGGGAGCAGGUUGUCGAAGCGCAUCAGCUCAUGGAGAAGAACACGACGAAAGGAAAGAUUAUCUGCACGAUAUCUUCUUGA
Molecule: messenger RNA, 1011 nt
Organism: Drepanopeziza brunnea f. sp. 'multigermtubi' MB_m1
Lineage: Eukaryota; Fungi; Ascomycota; Leotiomycetes; Helotiales; Drepanopezizaceae
Molecular function (GO): NADPH binding; oxidoreductase activity, acting on NAD(P)H
Source: RefSeq, a predicted model, not a curated record